CUACUACAUUGUACCACACCCUAUUCUCUAUAACCAUAUUAUUUGGCAAACUUCUCUAUCUUCUCUUCUCUCUAUUAAAUCUUUUCGUCACAUCGUUCUCUUCUACUCUAUUCCACUCAUCUGCACGUAGCAAAACGAUUUUCCUUAUUUCCUCCUACAAUUAAUAACUUUCACCAUCAACUUCUUCUUAAUUAGCCUUCAAAUUAGGAGCUAGGUAGCUAGAUCAACUUUCCCUUUCAUUUGGAGAUCCAUCACUUAUACUCAAAGGUUGCUAUGGAUUUAGAGUUGCAAUAUCAAGAAGAGUUCUGGAGGAACUCAAGGGGAGUGCAACUAUUCACUUGCAAAUGGUUGCCAUUAUCUUCUCCAAAGGCUCUGGUUUUUCUUUGCCAUGGCUAUGGCAUGGAAUGCAGUCGUUUCAUGAGAGAAUGUGGAGUAAGGCUAGCUUGUGCCAAAUAUGCUGUGUAUGGUAUUGAUUAUGAAGGACAUGGACGUUCUGAAGGUGUUCGUUGUUACAUUAAGAAGUUUAAUAACAUUGUUAAUGACUGUUAUGACUUUUUCAAGUCAAUUAGUGAUCUCGAAGAGUAUAAGGGAAAGGCUAGGUUUUUGUAUGGAGAGUCCAUGGGUGGAGCAGUUAGUCUACUUUUGCAUCAAAAAGACCCUUCUUUUUGGGACGGUUCCGUUCUUGUCGCACCCAUGUGUAAGAUAUCAGAGAAGGUGAAGCCACACCAAAUUGUGAUCAACAUACUGACUAAAGUAGAAGAUAUCAUACCAAAGUGGAAGAUUGUUCCCACAAAGGAUGUCAUCAAUUUAGCCUUCAAAGAUCCAGCCAAAAGAGAAAGGAUAAGGAAAAACAAGUUGAUUUACCAGGACAAACCCAGGUUAAAAACAGCUCUAGAAAUGUUAAGAACCAGCAUGAAUCUUGAAGACACCUUAUACAAGGUAACCAUGCCAUUUUUUGUAAUGCAUGGAGAAACAGAUACAGUGACAGAUCCAGAAGUAAGUAGAGCAUUAUAUGAGAGAGCCAGUAGCAAAGACAAGACAAUUAAAUUGUACCCUGGUAUGUGGCAUGGUUUAACAUCUGGUGAGCCUGAUGACAACAUUGAAAAAGUCUUUGAAGACAUCAUAACAUGGCUUGACAAACACGCCAACAAUAAUGCUGCUGCUUAUGAGACUUCACAAACAAUUGAGACUUGUGACACGGAGAAUUUCACACCAGUUGUAUCAUCAGCAAAGACUUUGAAGGAGACACAAAGGCGAAAAUUCUAUCUUUGUGGGUUGAGAGGAAGUCGUUUGUUACAUCACUCGGCAACAUAGGCGGUAAUAAUCACACUGUCGUGGUAGGGACUAUGACAACGAUAUAUAUACCAGUGUAGUGUGUAAGGAACACUCACUUUAAUAUUCACUUUUCAACAUUCACGCUCUUAUUAGGUGAAAUUCAUGUGGGUUCCAUCACUUUGAAAAUGAAUCCACAUAAAUUGGCCAGAACUCACAUGAUAUCAUCUAAUAGAAGUGUGCGUGUAAGAGAGUGUCAAAGUAAGUGUUUGAUCAUAACGUACUAUUCCUAUACUGUUUUACUGUGGACCUCUCAAAUUUUCACUGUGUUAUUUACUUUUCAUCUUCUGCUUCUGUGACUGUGACUUUAGUGAUCCAAAUUGUUUACAAAAGUAAAGCAAAGCUCCGCAAUGCAAUGCUCCAAA
Trifolium pratense (red clover) is the source of this 1697-nucleotide messenger RNA. RefSeq names its product caffeoylshikimate esterase-like. The record is from RefSeq and is a predicted model, not a curated record. Gene Ontology annotation, cellular component: membrane. NCBI's taxonomy places the organism in Eukaryota, Viridiplantae, Streptophyta, Magnoliopsida, Fabales, Fabaceae. Bases 274 to 1314 code for a protein of 346 amino acids. Gene Ontology annotation, molecular function: lipase activity. The transcript has 8 exons.